CGUAAUGUGUAGAAUUUACCCCCUUUACUCUCACCUCAUUUCCGUGGAAACUGACUCUGAUUCCGCUCUAAAAAUUCCAUGAAUCGCUCUCAUUAAAUUCUAUUUGUCCACACUAUUCUGUCAGUUUAGAAGUACCAAGUACCGGAACUUAAAUUUUCCAAUCAACAUAGUUGACCACGAACUCUCUGGGAAAAUUACAUAUUUAAUCCUCUAACUUUUUGAAUUCCCAACUAUGGUACAUGUACUUGACAGAUUUUUGCUCAAACUUCGGAGGCUCGGUUCUCCUUCAUCCGACGUCGAAAUUCCAUAUUGUCGACACGGUGACGCUCCUGGAAUCAAUCUCCACGCAACCGUAUCAAAAUUUUGAAGUAUAGUCGAACUCGAUAUUUCUGGUUUUUCCGACGACACUCUGACGGUUUACCGAUGAAGCUCCGACGAGGAAUUUGACGAUCUCCAAACUGGAUUAUGAUCCGCGGAACGAUUCCUGACUCUCUACCGAGCAAAAACCAAUGCCCAUAAUCCUUUAUUUCCCUCUCUUUUCCCUUUCUUUUAUUAUUAUUUUUUUUUUGCUCUGCCCGCACCUUCUUCUCUGGCGUGAAACAACAGACACGUGAGGUCGGGGUCGGCGCCGCUGCUAAUUCGGCCGCUGUUUCUAGGUCGUCACUGCUGGUGAGGAUACGGGAUUGUCGCAACGUGAAGCUGCUACUGAUCGAGCGGGAGAGGCGCGAGGUGGUCGCGACGCGACAGAGCUGCCGAGGACGACGGUGGAAGGUUGCUGGCGCUGCUUCUUCUUCUUUUCUUUCUUUCUUUCUUUCUUCCUUCUCCUUCUUUCUUCCUUUCUCAGCUAAUCUCAUUAAAGGAGGGGUUGGGGAGUAAUGGGAGGGGUAACGGGAGAAUCGGGUUACGUUAGGGAAUAAUUGGUGGAAUAUAGAGACACCGAGAGGGAGUGGGAAUUUGGUAACAGUGGGUUGUGAAUUAAUUCCUUUUUCUUUUCACUAAAUUUAAUUUAAUUAAAAUCUAUUUAUCCUUAGUUAGAAAAAUAAAAAUUAAUUAAAUUAAAUAUUCUCUUGAAUCGAACUAACUCGACUACCAGUCCAACCUUACCCAAAAAUCAGGAUGUUUUAACAUCAGCAACCUGCGCGUGCUGCAAACAGGAGGCCGCGACACUAGAGCAUGUUUUCCGGAAUUUCAUGUAUGCCAGGGAAGUUUGGCAGCUGAGCUUGCCUUCGGCAGUGAGCUCCCACGCAGAUCAUCGGUCCUUUAAGGAUUGGUUCAUGCAUUAUCUACCGAGCCCAGAGACACGGGUGCGUUUUGGAUUCACCUGUUGGUUCCUAUGGCGUUUGCGGAAUGAUUACAUCUUCUCAUACAUCAAGGAGGCACCUUGUAAGCUUACGCAAAAGAUCCUACCAGAGAGAUCAUUUCACAAAAAAGUAAAGCAGCGGAACACGUUAUUACACUAGGGAGGUUGGGGUCGAGUCGAGGCAUGGUAUUUAGGUGGAGAUCGACCCUGACAGGAUGGCUCACAGUGAACUCUGAUGGUUCUGUUCUGCAACCAUCAAGGUCAGCCACUGCAGGAGGGGUGCUUCGCGAUGGGCAGGAUCGCUUACUAGGUGCUUACUCGAUGAACCUGGGGAGAUGUACUAUCACUCGCGCAGCGCGGAGCUAUGGGGUGCACUUCAGGGACUACAUAUGGCGUGGGAUGCGGGGCACAAAAAAGUCGAGCUUCAGCUUGACUCCAUGAUGGCAAUUCACCUCCUCUCGCCUGACUCUCCGACCAGUCACCAGCACGCUAGCCUUGUGCUAGCUUUUCGUGACCUGCAAGCGAGAGACUGGGAGGUAAAGGUGCAUCACAUUUACAGAGAGGCAAAUUUCCUGAUUGAUUGCUUAGCUCACAAGGGUCACCUGUUAGACCUGGGCUCUACUUGUACUUCGUUCACCAAUCCUGGCAUUGAUCGCGGAUUUGCGAUCCGUUCGAUUUCUUAAUCCGAGGUAGUGGUGCUUGCACCCUUUAAACAAAAAGUAAAAAUAAAAAUAGAUGACGAUCAUACACUGAGCUUCUAAGUAGUUUAUUUUAAUACCUUGAGUGGGAUGAUAAUUUGGACAUCACUCGUUUGAUUUUACUUGUGAGUAGCAUGGUUUUAAUGUGGGACUUAUUUGUGCCCUAUCUCGCAUCAUUCUUACCGUCAUAUAUUAAUUCUCUAAUACAUCAUCUAUAGAAAAUGAUAAUGCAAAAGUAAAGUAGAAUCAAUUUUUUAUAAUUAAAGGAAAGUAAAUAUGACGAAGAGAACAAUGGUUUAAUUGGUAUUAAAUGGUUAUGAAUUGC
Molecule: messenger RNA, 2323 nt
Organism: Linum trigynum
Lineage: Eukaryota; Viridiplantae; Streptophyta; Magnoliopsida; Malpighiales; Linaceae
Source: the annotation of a GenBank genome assembly